AUGGUGGAUAAACCAUUUAAGUGCCACCAGUGUGGCAAGUGCUUCGCUCACAUGAUCAACCUCAAGAAACACCAGUUUGUCCACUCAGGGGAGAAACCCUACCACUGUAAGGAUUGUGGGAAGCAGUUCAAUGACAAGAGUAACCUCACCAAGCACAUACGCAUUCAGCUGGCAUUAAGAUCAGAGCUCAACUCCAAGAGUUUAGAGACUCAGUGCUUGCCAGUUCUGCUGGCCCAGGUCGACCCCAGGGGAGCCCGUCCCAUAGAGCACGGCCACAGAGCGGACAAAUGUGCCACCCAGAAAGAAUGGCCUUUCUGCACAGAUGAUGACUGGGGCACGAAAUGCCCAUCGGGCUGCCGGAUCCAGGGCCUGAUGGACAAAUACGACCACGACGUGAUGAAGAGCAUCGAGAGGAUCCGCCACCUCCUGGAGCAGAACCAGGUCAAGCAGCGGUCGACCGACCAAGUAUCCAAACAGACCUACGAUUACCUGAGGGAGAAACUCGUUGUUGAUUCAAAUAACGACAACACCUACUACAACUUGGCCCAGAGCCUACGUCAGCGCAUCGUAGAAAUGAAGAUUAAGAUCGACAGGCAGCUGAGGCUUCUGGCAGCCAUGAAGGAUCGGGUCAAAGACCAGGUCAUGGAGAUGCAGAGACUGGAGGUGGACAUUGACAUUAAACUUCGUUCCUGCAAGGGAUCCUGCCAGACCUACGCCGAGUACUCUAUGGACCAAGACAGCUAUGUGGCACUGGACAAACAGAUGAACCAGCUGGAAUCCCAGUCAGCCCAGAGCAUUGAGACGGUGGGAACUCUCUACGUGAUGAAGAGCAGGCCGCUGAAGGACGCCGUGGUGGAGGACAGGUUCAAAUCCAGGGACAUCGGCAGCCCAAUGACAGCGCAGCAGACAGAAGACGUAUUCCCUGAGGUGAAGACUGUCCAGUUGGUUCUGGAGCAGGAAGGCUCUAGCACUUCUUCCCCAGCAACCGUCUCCAAAGUCCCAGGUACUUCCCACUCCACAUCCUCAUCUUCCUCCUCGUCCUCGUCCUCGUCCUCGUCCUCAUCCUCGUCCUCGUCCUCAUCUGGGACCUCAAAGUCCAUCACUGUGCUUGGGGGACGCGGGGACGGCGACAUCUUUGGUGGUUUCAAUGGUGGGUUUGAAGCCCUCGGCCAGCCAGCCACAUCUCAUGUGUCCACCAAAUCCGUCGGAUGCACCAGGAGCAUUCGGAAAACUACUGUCCACACAACCUCUGGACCAGUGGAGAAGACAGAGGAGGUGAUCGAAGGAGGCCCCGAAUGCCAGGGGAUGACAGAUCUCACUAAGGGAGGGACAGGCUCUUUAUUCCCCUCCCUCAGCCACACCUCUUCAUCCUCUUCUUUCACCAAGACCGUCUCCCAUAGUGGAGGUGCCAAGACCGGAUUUGCAAAUCCCUUUGGCACUGACGUCGGGAUAGACCUUGGAGCAUUCUUGAAAGGCAAUACCGACGAUGACGUUCCUGAUUUCCAUGCCCGGACCUUGAACAACCCACGCGUCGAGCGGCAGGCCGAUUAUGUGGGAAAAGAUUGUGCUGACAUCCAGCAGAAACACCUGAAAGGGGAAACGAACGGCUUGUUUAAAGUCAAACCUGGCGGCUUGGACUCCAAAGAGGUAGUAGAGGUUUACUGCCAGCAGGAAGGGCUUAUGGGCGGGUGGAUGUUAGUCCAGCAGAGAGAGAGCGAGGCGCUGAGCUUCAACCGAACCUGGGCCGAGUACCAUGACGGCUUCGGUUCGGUUGACGCGCAGGGCAAGGGGAAUGUCUGGCUGGGCAACAAGUACCUCCACCUGUUGACUAGUCAGGUUGAGACCAUGCUGAAGGUGGAGCUCGAGGACUGGGAAGGGGGCGUGGCUAAUGCCGAGUACACGAUCAGGGUCGGCUCUGAGGCUGAGGGGUUCCCGCUGCAUGUUUCUGGGUACACAGGGGAUGCCGGAGACGCUCUUGUGACUGGAGUUUCUAAUUUGGGGUCUUUUCUGUCCCACAACGGGAUGAAAUUCAGCACCUUUGACAAAGACAGCGAUAAGUGGGAGGAAAACUGCGCCGAGAUGUAUGGGGGUGGAUGGUGGUACAACAACUGCCAGUCGGCUAACUUGAAUGGGAUUUAUUACAAAGGCCAGUACGACCCAGGCAGCAACAGUCCCUAUGAGAUUGAGAAUGGGGUUGUAUGGGUCACAUACAAACCAGCAGAUUACAGCCUCAAGACUGUUAGGAUGUUUGUUCGACCUGCAGCUUUUUAA
Myripristis murdjan (pinecone soldierfish) is the source of this 2271-nucleotide messenger RNA. RefSeq names its product fibrinogen alpha chain (gene fga). The transcript is spliced from 8 exons. Bases 1 to 2271 code for a protein of 756 amino acids. The record is from RefSeq and is a predicted model, not a curated record. Gene Ontology annotation, biological process: positive regulation of heterotypic cell-cell adhesion; blood coagulation; fibrinolysis. Gene Ontology annotation, molecular function: extracellular matrix structural constituent; protein-macromolecule adaptor activity; signaling receptor binding. Lineage: Eukaryota; Metazoa; Chordata; Actinopteri; Holocentriformes; Holocentridae. Gene Ontology annotation, cellular component: fibrinogen complex.